Molecule: messenger RNA, 630 nt
Organism: Plasmopara halstedii
Lineage: Eukaryota; Oomycota; Peronosporomycetes; Peronosporales; Peronosporaceae
Exons: 2
Coding region: 1-630 (209 amino acids)
Source: RefSeq, a predicted model, not a curated record
AUGGAGGAAAAUUCUCACAUUUCCAAAAACGCAAAAGAUAAUCUCGCUUUUCAUGCCAACGAAGCUACAGUAGCUCUCAAUGUCGCCGAAUUAGCCCGUGAAAUCAAUUCUGCCCAUUCCAAAAAAUCCGCCGAUGCUGCCUAUGCCUACCACACAACGAAUGCCGCAUUAGCUCAGCAAAAUGCUGUUGCAGCCGAUGCUAAGGUCGAAGGUUACAAGCGUAUUUCAGCUCUGGCAUCACAAAACGCCAAAGAAGCUAUUCUCGAUCAUACACGCGCGGUCCAGGGGGUCCAAGACGCCCAAACUCUUGCUCAGCAUAGUCAAUUCAACAUUCAGCAGAUCAAGCAAAGCCUUGGAGAGCCCGACUUGGAUCUAAGCCAUUUUGUCCUAGAUACAUCGAUUAAUUCUGGAAAAAACACAGAUUCUAACAGGAUCAAAAAUGCUUUUCACGACGAUAUCGUAAGAAUUCAGAAUGCUAUCAGAACUUUUAUUCAAAAGGCCGAUCAUGACGAUCCCAUUACGCUUCUCAAUGGUCAGACAUUCCAGCUGAUAGAAAAAUUGUUUCACAUGCACAACAAAAAGAACCUGGCUAUUUUCGAAGAAAUCAUGAAUCAAAACGGACUUGUAUAA